Molecule: messenger RNA, 4536 nt
Organism: Aspergillus mulundensis
Lineage: Eukaryota; Fungi; Ascomycota; Eurotiomycetes; Eurotiales; Aspergillaceae
Exons: 4
Coding region: 1-4536 (1511 amino acids)
Molecular function (GO): protein binding
Source: RefSeq, a predicted model, not a curated record
AUGGCACCUUCGCUACUGUCGGCCUUGGGGUUCAGGCAUCACAAGUCGAAGAAGCGGGGCAACUCCGAUCGUCCUCCCUCCCCCUCUCCUCCUCCCUCUCCCACACCGGCGCCGGUUCCUCACGAUUCAACUCUAGACAACCCAACUACAGCUGCGACGCUAUGGGCCAAGGCAUACGACCGCCUGAAAGCAGAGGAUGGCCAGUUGGUCGACGCCUACGAACGAGUCCUCUCCCGCGAGCUCGCGCCUGCCUCCGCGGAAGACAACGCCAUUGAGAAAGCCGACCAUGGCCGGCGACAGGCUCAGAUGGAACAGCUCAUCAAGCUGGGGAUGGAGAGGACCGGAAACAAGCUGAAGAUGGAGAAGACACUGCAGGGUGCUCAAGCGCUGAACAACCUCGUCGGCCCAGCGUUGCAGCCAAUCCCUCAGGCCGCGCUUGCCUGGACUGCCGUUUCCUUUGCGCUGCAGAUUGUUGUCAAUCCGACUACGGAAACGAGAGCGAAUCGCGAAGGCGUCGGUUAUGUCGCUGCCCGGAUGCAAUGGUACGGUGAGCUGUCGCAGCUGUUGCUCAGAGAGAACACGGUGGAUGGAGGCCUGUCUUCGAACCUACGGUCGGCUUUGGAAGGCCGCGUCGUCGAUCUUUACAGGCUUCUUCUAGCGUUCCUGAUGAAAAGCGUCUGUUCAUAUUACCGGAACCGACUCGUCAAUUAUCUCCAAGACACGAUCAAACUCAACGACUGGGAGGGUGCCUUGAGAGAAAUCCAGGAUACCGAGAGGCUCGUUCAACGAGACAUUGAUCAGUACAAUACCCAGCAAAUGAGAUCUCAUUUGGAAGCACUGGUCAACAUCGCUCAGGAUCAGCAGGUCCGCCUUCUCUCCAACAUCCACGACGCAGUUCAGGACCAAUUGGAACUCAAGAAAGACGACGCCGACAAUCAGCUGCUAAGACACCUUUGCUUGACGGACCCGCUUGAUGAUAUGGAUCGCAUCGAGCAGUCCAAGGACAGGUUGCUCGAGGGCUCCUGCCAAUGGAUCCUUGACCGCGAUGACUUUCGAGAUUGGAAAUAUGCGGCUGGAAACUCCCUGUACUGGAUUAAAGGCGAUCCCGGAAAGGGUAAGACAAUGCUCAUGAUCGGGAUCAUCAGAGACAUGUUGCGGGCGGCCCCGAAAAACGCCUUGACAUCGUUCUUCUUCUGUCAAAACGCUGAUCCCAAUCUGAAUAACGCUACGGCUGUCCUACGCGGCCUAAUGUACCGGCUUGCUUCUCAAAGAAAAUCGCUCAUAGCCCAUAUUCGUGAGGCGUAUGAUCGUAGGGGGAGGGCCUUGUUUGAUGACGCCAAUGCAUUCUUUUCUCUGUCCAACAUCCUCGCCCGGAUGCUCGACGACCCGAGUCUUCCAAGUAUUUAUAUCUUUAUCGACGCAUUGGAUGAGUGUGAGUCCGACCUGGAGCAUUUGCUUGGCUUGUUGACGGAACGUGCCUCACCACGCCUGAAAGUUCUCGUUUCCAGCCGUCCGAGACCCGAGAUAAAAGCCCUCCUAGCUGUUGACAGCCUUCAUACUGAGCUGGAUCUCGGUGUAGAUUCUGCGAAGGAGAUUGGAGACGUUGUCGCAGCUUACAUCGAUUCUGAAGUCGAAGACCUUGCAAGGCGCAAGCGGUAUCGUGACGAGCUAAAAGCACAGGUCAAAGAGUACUUGCACUGCCAUGCUGAUGGCACCUUUCUUUGGGCUGCUUUGGUUCUCAAGACUUUGCGCAAGACUCUCCUUUGGAAGACCUCAUCCGUGCUACAAACUUUUCCUUCGGGGUUGAAGGCGUUGUACGAGCGAAUGAUGCAGGAUGUGUUUGAAAUUGACAAUGAAUCACCUGAGACAUUCCAGCACUGCUGUCAUAUUCUGUCUGUUAUCACGCUUGCCCAGCGGCCUUUGCACAUUACCGAACUUGCGAUCGUUGCUGAUCUUCCACAAGAAUUCGGUGAAGUAGCUUACCUCGAGGAGAUUGUUGACCAUUGCGGCAGCUUCCUCACUAUCCGUGACGGAACCAUCUACUUCAUCCAUCAGUCUGCCAGGGAAUAUGUUCUUUCCAUUCAAGGCAAAGGGCGCUUCUCGGAAACUCCUGGCCACACUCAGGCCGGAAUCGUGCUCCGCGGGCUUGACACUAUGUCAGCUACCCUGCAAAAAGACAUAUGGGGCUUGGGUGAUCCGGCCUGCGAGAUUGACGCAAUCGAGCCACCGCGAUCUGAUCCGCUGCGCCUAGUCCGGUACUUCUGCGAGUAUUGGAUUGAGCACCUUUGCAAUCUUGAUCUGCCGGCUCAGCAAGCCAUAGGUCUCUCUGACAGUGGCGCAGUGCUAGGCUUUCUGAGGCGGCAUCUCCUUCACUGGGUUGAGGCUCUCAGUAUUAUUGGAAAAUUACAAGUGGCUUCGAACAUGAUGGAACGCCUACAGCAAUCCUUGAUGAAGCACUCGGACAAUUCUGGCAACCUCCGACUCCUCGUCCAAGACGCGCGCCAUUUUCUAGACCAUCACAACUACGCCUUGAGGAGAACCCCCUUGCAGAUUUAUAGCUAUGCUUUGAUGUUCAGCCCUUCGUCAAGCCAUAGUAUUCCUGUAACCGACACGCAUUGGAAGCUGCACCUGACCAACAUUUAUGGUGCGGAGGGGAGAGGAAAGGCUGCCGCAUUUCUUUUAGACGACCGUCUCAUAACCUGUGGGUUUGAUGAGGGGACACUGGAGGUAUGCAACACAAACAACAAAACGAUUGAACGCAUCGUCAAAGGCCAUAAAAAGCAUGUCCAGGUUCUGGCACUCUCGUCGGAUGGAUCACUACUCGCCAGCACUGCGAGCAAUCGUUACAUCCAGAUAUGGAAUGUCUCUGACUGGUCACUAAGACAAACCCUGCGAGGUAGGCGGGAGUAUAGGUCUUACUCAACACUCCAGUUCUCCCCGGACGGGAGAAAACUACUGUCUGUAGCAUCAGGGCGUGUAGUCUGUAUAUGGGAUCUUCUCACUGGGACGAUCCAGCAGACAACGAAUUCUGAGUUCAUCGCACCUUCCUGCGCGGUAUUUCUGGGAAAUACCCAGGUUGCAUCCACUCCCACAACAGAGUCAGUUCAGGUGUGGGAUGCUGACACCGGGGACGUCCAACGAGUAUGGACAACCGACACUGUCAAUGUGCAGUCACUAUUGGCUCUAUCGGACGGCGAAAGGAUCGUCGUGGGAGGGUGGACGGCGCUGCAGAUCUGGAACGCGACAUCGGGGCAGCUCUUGACAACACUAGCAAGGUACCCAUCCGAUCAGCAAAUCAUGACAAUGGCUCUUUUCCCAGGCGGGCGCCGCUUUGCCACGGGGUCCUUCAAAGGCUCGGUUCAGAUCUGGGACAUAGAGUCCUGCUCCCGAGAGAAGGAAAUACACGCCGCCGCGGGUGUUUCAUCUCUAUCUGUCUCGAGUAACGGUGAUAAGAUAGCAAUUGGCUCUUUGACUGGUCUCCAGUUAUGGAAUACCGGUAUAGAAGCGGCGGUAGGGCUCGCAAGUCACGCAAGCGCCGUCUGCUGCCUUUCUGUGUCUCCAUGCAGGACGUGGGUCAUGUCCGGCACAGAGAAUGGUACAAUUGGAAUAUGGGACAGAACAACAGGGGCCCUCACACGAGAGGUAGAGGGGCAUUCUUCUGAUAUCAGCUCCUUGGCCAUAUCCCCAGACUCCAAACUGGCCGCAUCAUCGGCUACAGAUUGUACCGUCCGAUUAUGGGAUACGACAACAUGGACGGCGUUACACGUGCUGGCCGAGCAAGAGGAGCAUCUAAUUGUACAGUCAUUCUCAUCUGACGGAAAAAUUCUUCUUACAACAUCCGACAACGAGAUAUUGUUUAGGGAUACAGCAACAGGUAAGUUGAUCAGACGCAUCGAGACUCCUGAAUGGGCGGCAUUCGCUUGGUCACAAGACAGUGCCCUAUUCGCCUGCGGCUUUCCCAAUGGCACGAUCAACACCUGGGCCAUACAGACUGAAGAAGAACCGCGUCACAUAAUCACGGACGACGAGCCCAAUCCCUCAGUCUCCGCCCUGGCAUUCUCCCACGACGCCGCUUACCUCGCCGUCGCCUCAUCCCGCGACAUACGGAUCUAUGCGCUCGGCCGAUCCACAAUACCAACCGGCCCUACAUCCACAUCCGAACCCGAACCCGGUACCCUACAAGCCACCAUCCGCUACAACUACGGCGCUAAAGGCGUGUACAAGGUGCUCGGGAAGCUAGAAUUCAGCAUGGAUUUAUCCAGACUCAUUACGGAGCGCGGGAACCUGGUAAUCGACUGGUCCCAGCAUCCGCUGACAACACAGCUUCCGCGCUGGGAUGGUGGGUACGGAAUUGAUGGCGCGGGUUCCUCGCGCACGAGCUGGAUUACGUUCGGUGGGAAGAGGCUGUUCAGGCUGCCGAUCGACUGCUCGUACGCGCCGCACGUGGUCUCCGGGGAUUUUGUUGCGCUUGCGUGUGAUAACAGAGUUAUUAUGUUUGGGUUUAAGGAGGGUGUUAAUCCGUUUGAUUCUGCAUGA